Carya illinoinensis is the source of this 1422-nucleotide messenger RNA. RefSeq names its product zinc finger BED domain-containing protein RICESLEEPER 1-like. NCBI's taxonomy places the organism in Eukaryota, Viridiplantae, Streptophyta, Magnoliopsida, Fagales, Juglandaceae. Gene Ontology annotation, molecular function: DNA binding; protein dimerization activity. The record is from RefSeq and is a predicted model, not a curated record. The coding region runs from base 1 to 1422 and encodes 473 amino acids. The transcript is spliced from 4 exons.
AUGGGUGAUCCAGUGAAUGAAGUUCAUCCGGUAGAAGAGUAUGAAAAUGAAAACUCGAUUGGGAUUAGUUUAGUAGAGGCCAUAUCUGAUAAUGAUGGAGAUACUGCAAAUACUCAGGCUCCUAAUACUGUGUCUACUGAGAAUGCUUCCAUAGAAUUGCAAACAGUAGCCUAUGAAAGAAAAAAAAGAAAGAGGACUUCUGAUGUAUGGAAUGAUUUUGUUGAGGUUGAUAAGGAUGGGGUUAAACAACCUCAAUGUAAAUGGUGUAAAACCUUGUUUAAAGCUUCUCGAUCAAGUUCUACGACUACUCUACGUAGGCACUUACUAACCUGUUUGCCAUACAUGGGGUCUAAGAAAAAACAAAAAGUCUUAGCAGUUGAGUCUAAGGAGGCAGAUGGAAACUUCACUGUCUCAAACUUUACCUAUGAUCGUGGUAGGGUUCGAGAGCUUGCUGCUCAUAUGAUACUUUACCAUGAAUAUCCAUUCUCUAUGAUGGAGCAUGUGGUAUUUAAUAAAUUCAUGAGUGCAAACACUCCAUAUUGGGAAAAAAUGUCACAGGCUCUUGCAAAGAAAGAAUUGACAGUUCAUUUUAUAGAUGUUGAUUGGCAUCUUCAGCGGCGUGUGUUGAACUUUUGUAAUGUGCCACCUCCACAUACUAGCCUUCUUAUUGCUGAUGCUUUAGAAAAGUGUUUCCAAACUUGGGGGAUUGAGAAUAAAAUUAGUUCAAUUACUGUUGACAAUGCUAGUUCUAAUGAUGUUGCCAUUCGGAUCUUGAAAGAUGAUUUUAGGUUGAAGAGAACAUUGACUGUAGGUGGGAAACUAUUUCAUUUGCAAUUGCCUUCAAAGAAACUGAUUUUAGAUGUGCCUACAAGAUGGAACAGCACUUAUUUAAUGUUAGAUGCUGCAAUUCAGUUCAAAGAAGUUUUCCCUAGAUAUGGUGAUAGAGAUAGAUGUUUUGAAUGGGUUCCAACUGUUGAAGAGUGGGGGCAAGUUGAAAAUGUUUGUCAACUACUAGCUAUUUUCAAUGAAGUCACCAAUAUUGUAUCCGGAAGUGAUUACCCAACAGCAAACUUAUUUCUUUCUGAAGUUUGGAGAAUGAAGGACAUCUUAGGUAAGAAGAGUAGAGAUGAGAAUGAGUACAUGAAAUCAAUGCCUAGUAAAUCAGAACUGGACAAUUAUUUAGAGGAGAGUAUAUAUAUCUGUGAAGAGGGUUCAGAUGCAAGUUUCGAUGCCUUGGAUUGGUGGAAAACAAAUAGUCUCAAAUUUCGGACUUUGUCCAAAUUGGCCCGAGAUAUAUUAGCUACCCCAAUUACCACAGUUAGCUCAAAAUCAACAUUCAGCGCAGGAGGCAGAGUCAUUGAUCCUCAUCGAGCGUCAUUGUCAACUGAAACUGUCCAGAUGUUGUUAUGUGGGUCUGAUUGA